Frieseomelitta varia is the source of this 7664-nucleotide messenger RNA. RefSeq names its product roquin-1 (gene roq). The transcript is spliced from 16 exons. Gene Ontology annotation, molecular function: metal ion binding. NCBI's taxonomy places the organism in Eukaryota, Metazoa, Arthropoda, Insecta, Hymenoptera, Apidae. The coding region runs from base 172 to 2904 and encodes 910 amino acids. The record is from RefSeq and is a predicted model, not a curated record.
UUCUAGAUUGUUUUCGUCAUGGGGUUCUAGCGAGGUAAAAAAGCACGCAAGAGUACCGUGCUGAGCUCAUCUUGCGAUUUGUGAUUCAUCUGUUCUUGCUUCCGAUGGCGGAACUCUGCGCGAAGAGACCGAGUAGUUGAAUUGUGAUGUUUUGUGAGGGCAAUAACGAGAAUGCCAAUACAGGCACCACAGUGGACUGAAUUUCUUUCUUGUCCAGUUUGCUGUCAUGACUUCGAUGUGGCCAUACGUGGCCCAAUAUCCUUAGGAUGUGGUCAUACCAUAUGUCGUACGUGCCUUGCAAACUUACAUCGUAAACAAUGUCCCUUUGAUCAGAGUAUUAUUAAUACGGAGAUAGAAAGAUUACCAGUAAAUGAAGCUCUAUUGCAGUUAGUGGGAAAUUCUGUUCCAACGAAUGUCACAACAGCUUAUCAAAAACUGCUACCACCUGAAGACCAUGCGAAUUAUUUGGUUGCUAAACGUUGCAUUGAGGAACUUGCUUUAUAUCUCAAACCAUGUCAGGCAAAUCCUUCUUUAGCUACAGGUGCGGGUCUUGUUUCUCGACCUAUGCAAAGGAAGUUGGUAACUUUAGUUGGUUGUCAAUUGGUCGAGCCGGAAGGAAGAGCACGUGCGGUAAGGGCAGCUAGAAGUUUAGGGGAAAGAUCGGUUACGGAACUAAUAUUGCAACAUCAAAAUCCACAACAACUUAAUGCCAAUCUAUGGGCCGCUGUAAGAGCUCGUGGAUGUCAAUUUCUUGGACCAGCAAUGCAAGAAGAAGUCCUAAAACUUGUUUUAUUGGCUUUGGAAGAUGGAUCUGCUCUUUCUAGGAAAGUGUUAGUUAUGUUUGUAGUUCAACGUCUAGAGUCGCAUUUUCCGCAAGCUUCUAAAACCAGUAUAGGACACGUUGUACAAUUGUUAUACAGAGCAAGUUGUUUCAAGGUAUCUAAACGAGAAGGAGAUUCCUCAUUGAUGCAAUUAAAGGAGGAAUUUAGAACGUACGAAGCGUUAAGAAGGGAGCAUGAUGCUCAAAUAGUGCAAAUUGCAACUGAAGCUGGUUUAAGAAUAGCACCUGAUCAAUGGUCUGCAUUAUUGUAUGGAGAUACAAGCCAUAAAUCUCACAUGCAAAGUAUUAUAGAUAAACUUCAAACUCCACAAUCUUUUGCUCAAAGUGUACAAGAGUUAGUUAUCGCUCUUCAACGUACUCCUGAUCCUGGACAAUUAAGUAGUUUAAGACCUCAGUUAGAAUUGCUAGCUGCAAUAGAUCCUAGCCCAGAAACUGAACCUCCUACGUUAGCAGAGUGUCGAGCAGCAUUAGAAGCUGUUAGAACCGUAGUCACAGCAUUAGUAGAAUUCAUUCAACAACAUGGUAGUCGGAAAACACAAGAUGGUACUCACAAUGUAGGUCCUGGUCAACCGAAAUAUAAAGUGAGCAUGUGUCGAGAUCUUGCACUUAGAGGGUCUUGUCCUAGGUCUACUAAUUGUACAUUUGCGCAUAGUGAUAUGGAACUAGAUAAAUAUAGAUCGAAAAGUCGGAAAUUAAGUCUCAGAUCAAGUUUACCUGGAUCCAAUAACUCGGAUGUGAAAACAGACAAAUCGAUUACAGGAUCUAACAAGACAUUCAAACAGAACGAUGAUUCAUCCUAUCAUUCUAUAAAGUCGCAUGAUAAUACUCACAGAGAAAACUUCAAUUCUAUGAACAAAGUUAAUCCAAUGCAACAUCAUAAUCCAACAAAUGAAAACAAUUUUAUCGGGUCAUUAACGAAUUAUAUGUUACCGUCACCUCAAGGAAUGUUACCUAUAGUACCGACGAAAAAUAUGGACGUACAUUGCUCUCAUUACAUUAUGCCUAAUACACCUAUCGAUUAUACGGCACCUAAUGUCAGUAUCUGGGAUUCGUCGCAGAUUUCAUCUAAUAUGACAAAUGGAAUAUCUAAUACUAAAAAGCAGCGGACCGUUGCUAAAACAUUAGCAAUGUUACUACAACGUAGGAUGGAAAUAUUAAAUCAACUUGAAACGAUUGUUAAUAAACAAGUGCCACAAAUGAAAACAAAUUAUGAGAUGCAGGGAGAUACAUUGUCAUCGAAUUUCUCUAUAUGGACAAACGCGCCAAAUAAUCCAAUGGUUUCUUCGACAAAUAUAAACUGUAACAAUAAUUUCCGAUGCGCAGAUCCCAUUCUAUUUGAUGAUGAAUUUGUACCAUUUGAUGCAUCAUCUAAUAGUAAAUAUGGACCAAUUUCUAAACUAUCUAAAAACUUAAUCAGAUCUUCUAAUGGCGUACAAUCUACUAAUUUUUAUGCGGAUGGUGGAGCACCUCCUACAAUAUCUGCUUAUCGACCUGUGUCAACUACAAAUUCUGUCACUUCUUGGUAUUAUGGUAAUCAACCUUAUGCUACUGUCGGUGCAAAUGGAGGAAUACAGUCUAUUAAUAAUAGUAGUUUCGGAGAUAAUUACAUUACAUUUGGUCGUAAUAUAUCCGAUACGUCAACGCACACUCAAUUUCCACGACCAGACUGCAUGUCUAAAGACUUAAUCCUUGAAUCACAAAAGGUAAAACAACAAUUAAAACAUCUUGAGAAAAAAAUCAAUGACUUAAAGCUUGCUACACAAGGAGCGACUUUUACGGCGGGAGAAAGGUUAGCACAAGAAUUACAAAUGAUUGAAGCUGGUAUCAGGGAAAAAGAAAAAGACGUACGAAAUUGGAGUCCAUAUGGUACCGUACCUUGGAUUCAAUCAUCGAACAAUUUACUUAGUUCUCAAAGUUUCCAUCAGAAUUAUAAGCCCGAAGAAGAAGAUACAUAUGAAGCAGGUAUUGCAAAUGAUAUGCGGGAAUUAGAAUUACGAUGGGAAUUUGAACUACAAGAACAGGAGAAACAUUGGUCAAACGAAGAAGAUAAUUCUAAAAAAUAAUAGUAAGAUAGUGGGUCUUACUACGUUGUUUACUUUUUAGAUCUGACCAUUAUUUGCUGGAACAUGUUUUUUUAACAUGUGCAAAUGAUUUUUUGUGCAAACUUCUAUGCAUCAGCAUGUUCAAAUUUUUCAAAAAAAGAAAAAAACAAAAACAACAAAAAAAAACAAAAAAAGAAAUGACUGAAAGUAAGUGAAAUUUCUACUGUUUGCAUAUAAGAACAUUUUGACGGUCUUGUAGAAUAAAAUCAAAAGAGAACAACACACAAUAUUUCAAACACUAUUGAAUGAAUAGAUAGAAAACUUUAUCAUCCCUACUUUAACUAACGUAAAAAAUUUUCCUAUUGGUACAGCAUAAUAUAAAGUGACUUUACUACUUUCUCACGUACUGUGUCUUUAAAACAUCUGUAUAUGUAAUAUUAAUUCUUUAACUACGGGAAUACAUUUGUUCCUGAGAUUGUCAACGUGAUGAUAAAUCUAGUUGUAAAUAAUAUAAGAUUUUAAAGAAAUCUUCACGACGAUGUAGUAAUUAACAUUUAGUUAUGCAGGAAGUCGCAUCGUUUUAAUUUUUUACUAGCUACAGUAGGGAGUCUAUCAUAAAGAAAAAUCAAUGUAAGAAGUGAGAGUUAGCUGCCGCAUUGAAAUUACAUUUAUAGAACCGGUGAAGGGUUGAUCGAUGUUCCGUUAUGAAUAUCAUAACGGGGACAUUCAUUGACAAAAACAAAUUAAACAAACGAGAGCAGAUUUGUUAAAAUUUAACAGAAAUUAAUGUCAGUGUUUUAUAAACAUGACAGGAUGUAGUAUAUUUUGUUUAUAUGUUUGCACAAUGAAGCAAAGAAUAUUAUAUUAUUGAUACAUUCGGAAAGAAUGCUAUUUAACCUGCAACAAGGUUACACGAUAAAAAUAUACGGAUACAUAUAGGUGUUAUGCAUACAUAAAAUUAACAUAUUCUGUUAAAAUUUUGCAUAAUUAAGAUAUAUAUUGCUUCUAAUAUAAAUAUAUAUAUCUUAAUUAUAUAUAUAAAUAAAUAUAUAUACAUAACAAUUGAUUUUUAGCUGAUAAACAAAAUUUUUUUAAAUACUUAGCUUUCUUACUAUACUUCCUUUUACGAUUCAUGUUUUCAGAUUUGAAAAUAUGUUUCUAAAUAAAAUACAGUAACCUGUAACAUCUUAUCAUAGUUUGAUGUUAAUUUUGAUUCUAAGUGUAUCUUAAGAUACAGAUUUGAAUUUCUCUUUUUCUUUUUUGAAUAACCAUUUACAAGUGGUUUUCAAAUUAAUACAAUUCGUUAAUGAGAAAGUUAAUAUAUCGAUGAGAUUAUGAGGAAAAAUUGGGAAAUUCAUUUUUCUUGUGAUCAUUAACUUUUUCUUGUAAAAUCAAAAAGAUUAUUUUCUUGUUCUAUUUUUUCUUGAUCAAUAUUAAGAAUCCUAUUUCACGUUUUAAGUACAAAGUGUUACAAUUUCAAAUACUUAAAAAAUUCAAAAAAAAAAAAAAAGAAAAAAUGUAAAACGAGGAAAAUUUAAUAUGUAUAAAAUUUUCCUUUAUUUGACAAUAUGUAGUGGAAAAUUAACUAUAGAUUCCAUUUGUGCCUGGUAAAAGAAACAUUGCAUUUUAUUUUAUUUGCUGUGACUAAUUGAUUUAUUUCAGACAGGUUUUCGAAGUAUGGUAUUUGAUGUAGCGAUUAAUAUGACAGAAGAUGUAAAAAAUUUUAUGAUCUUUUAAUUUCUUUGGUUUCUUUUCCUAUUUUCUAAAUUUAUGUUUGUAAAGUGGAACAGAGUUUGAAAGCCACUAGUUACUACAGAAUAAUGUAAAGAGACUGUUAUGCGAGCUGCAGCUCUCACAUUUGUAAACACAUGUUCGAUUUACGGACUUAUAAGAAACAGGAACAGUCACAUUGGCUUCCUCGUAAUUAUUAUUUUAAUUUCUUCUGCUUACGAAUUAAAGUAUGUAAUAUUAGCAUACUGCUCUUUUCUCUGCAUUAAAAAACAAAACAAAAAAAAAAGAAAGAUAAAGUUAAUAUUUUUCACAGCAAAAUAUGAAUGAGAUUUUAUUUUAUGGAUGACAAAUUUAUAUUCUUGAUAUAGCUAUUUUUUGCAUUUGAUACAACAUCUGUUAAUCGAAAGGUUUUUGUCUUUUUUUUUUUUUGUUAAAAAAGAAUCGACUCCCUUAAUAUUAACAAUGUUUUGUAUAUGUGAUAACAAAAUUUGAUCAAAACAAGUACAUUGAUCAAGUUGUAACUUCUUUUCAGUAUAGUGAUUUAUGCAUUACAAUAGUCGGGAUUCUUCUAUUUUUUAUGAAAUAAUGUGGUAUAGAUAUUCAUAAUUCCAGUUUUAGUGGAAGUGACAUAGACUUUUUAUGAAAUGUAGAGAUCGAAGGAAAGUUGAUCUAUUUUUUUUUUUCAUUGAAAAUAUUAUUUUACCUUGCUAUGCAAAACUAGAUAUGUUCAAGUAGAAUAUUAUUUCUUUCGAACUAAAAUGUGCCUUUUGAAUCGCAGCAACGUAUAAAAGACCAUGUGAAACAUUUUGUAUAAUUGCGCAUAUUGAUUUUCGAAUUCUUGCAAUAUACGGGAGGCACAUUACUUUUUGGAUCACGGAAAGAAAUGUAAUCUCAGAACAUAGCUAGUUUCUCACAAAAAAAAAAAAAAAAAAAAAAAUACGAAUAAUGGUGCAAUUUUAUUUGUUUUGUUAAUUUAUUGUUGCAAGUUUCCUCCGUUUGUCACAUAUAUCAUAAUAUAUGAAACAAUGUGUGUGAAGAAAAAUUAUAUGAAAAAUUAACUUUUUCUACUGCGGUAUAUAGAAUUACGUUUCUUUCCAUUCAAGCUACAUCCAUGCUACUUUUAAUUACAUGGAGUAAAUUUAAAAUUUUCAUAUGCAAAAACUUUUUAUAAGACGUGUAUUUCCAUUAUAGAUUCGAAAAUACCUAACAUGCAAAAUAUUAAACUGUUUUUUCUGUAUUGGAGGUAUCAUUGGUAUUAAUUAUGUUUAGAUUUGAAGUUAUAUUUAUAUAUGUUUGAAAGAUAUGUUAGAAACUUUAUUAUUUAUUUUGUUACUGGUUUCACAGAUGAAAUUAUGACAUCUUUAAAAGAAAAGUUUAUGUAGUACAAAUUUUUUUAUUAUGUCUGUGAAAACUUCAUUUGCAAUCAUUACACAUUUGCCGUAAGAUAAUAUUUCAACAUCGUAACAUAAAAUUAAACGAUUAAAGAAAAUGUGUGAUAAUAUUGCAGAAAGGAGCCAUCAUGUAACUUCUCAUCCUGAAUGCAACAAAUAAUAUACAAAAUCUAUACUUUUUACAUCAAAGUACUUGUUAAACGGAGAAUCUUUUCUACAUUGUAUAUUAUAUAGUUGUAGAAAUCAAAUUUCGUUGAUUUUAAGUCAGAUCUUUAAGCAUUCUCUAAAGUAGAGAUGUAUGUGAAAAGAUUAAAGGUUCUUUUCUGUAAAUGUGCACCAUUUUCACAGUUUGUUCAGACACAAAGUAUAUAUAUAUAUAUAUAUAUAUAUAUAUAUAUAUAUAUAUAUAUAUAUAUAUAUACACAUAUAUAAAAUCUUUUUAAAAUUAUUAUUACUUCCACAAAAGUUUUAAAUUGCCGUUUGAUAUUUCAUGUAAUUCCUUUACACAAAACAAUUGAAGUACUUUGAAAACCUUGAGUUGUUUAAAGGAAUUAUAAUCAACUAUCCAGCGACUAUCCGCUUUUUACAAAUGAUGUUGCCUUUCAAUUUCUUUUUCUUUCUUCUCUUAUUUUUUUGUUUUUAUUCGUAGUACGAGUCGUUAAAUAAAUAUAGAGAAUAAAAAGCGAAGAGGGCUGUGUACACUGGGAAGUAAUAAGCGCAACAAUACUGUUUGUGCAAGCUUCAGAUUAAUUGCAUGUUAAACAUGUCACUAUGUGUAUAAUAAUACACACGUACCUAUGUUAAUGGUAUGAAAGCCACAUACAAUCUAUAUUAACGUUCUUUGUUUGAACAUUAUGAAACAAUAAUAAUUAUAUACAUAUCGGUAUAUAAUGCAUAUAGUCAGCGAGCACUUGGCACUUAGCAGUACUAAUAGUACUUUUGUGACACUUACGUUAAAUUAAUUCCCCGAGUGUAAGAUUUCUUUUGUUACAUUAGUUGUAAACACAAUGGGCAAUGCGUGCAUGUGCAUUUCGGCAUUUUAUUACAAUUGGAGAUUACUUUGUCGGGGUAUCAUUUGCGUGAACUAAAGUAGAAAUUCUGUAGCGUUUAUUUUAUAUUGAAUUUACAUAAAAGGUGUUGAUAUACUUGAUAGCAUUACGUGCUGCCUAUUGUGUUUAACGUGACUGUUAGUCUGGCAUUUUUAAUGUAUUUUUCUAAAAUAAAUAACUAUGGAAAAAGUCGUAUUAUAAUAUACAUAUGUGAUACAAUCACAGUAAUAUUUACUACCCUGAUUUCGUUCUGAUCACUUCAAAAUGAAAUGAAUAAAAGUUAUAUUAUACCGUUUCGUGUCGUAUUGCUGCAUUUAUAUAGACAUAAAUCAUAGAUCCGAUUCGCCCCUUCUGUUGCGAGGUACUUUAAGAAACGCUUGAAAACAUCAAUUUUGAAUUUUUUUUUCCUUUUCAGUCAGUGUAAAUAUACAAGAACUUCGAACACGAAUAUUUCGAUAAUAGAGAAACACUUGUUUAAAUGUAUAACGCCGCAUUGAGGUGUUCUUCAAACAUUUUGUAUCGUGUAUGACAUUCAUAAAAGUUUGAUGUAUUUUCUAAAAAAAAGUGUACUGUAUAAGUGAGAGUGUAAUAUAUUUAUCUAUUCAACAUA